Anopheles maculipalpis is the source of this 1506-nucleotide messenger RNA. RefSeq names its product putative serine protease K12H4.7. The transcript is spliced from 3 exons. Gene Ontology annotation, biological process: proteolysis. Lineage: Eukaryota; Metazoa; Arthropoda; Insecta; Diptera; Culicidae. Bases 1 to 1506 code for a protein of 501 amino acids. Gene Ontology annotation, molecular function: serine-type exopeptidase activity; dipeptidyl-peptidase activity. The record is from RefSeq and is a predicted model, not a curated record.
AUGAAGACUUUAGCAGUGCGUCUCCUACUGCUGGCCGCAUGUGGCGUGGCUUUAUCCGCGAAACUGGUCGACAGCAGUUCGAAAACAGUUUCGAUGCCAUCUUUGCUGAGCAACUACCGUAGCACUGUGCCGAAAUCGAAUCGCUAUUCGUCGAGAAAUGCAAAUAUUACGGUCGAGUUUUUCACCACCGAGGUGGAUCACUUUAACAAUCAAGAUGGUGCUACGUGGAGCAAUCGGUAUUUGGUUUCGAUGGAUCAUUUUGCAGAAGGUGGUCCACUAUUGAUCUUUCUCACCGGGGAUAUACCGCUACAGGAGUCACUGAUCGACGAAGGAACGCUGAUCAACGAAAUGGCUCGCGAUCUUGGAGGUGCUGUCUUUGCACUGGAAACACGGUUCUACGGCGAAAGUCAACCGGUUGGGGAUCUUAACGUGGAGAGCUUGCGGUUACUAAACACCGAGCAGAUUCUAGCGGACGUGGCUGACUUUGUGCUUCAUCUGCGACGCACCGUGAUCGGUAAUCCGUUCGCACACGCUCUCGUAGCUGGUACCGGGCUCGGUGGUGGACUGGCAACCUGGUUCCGCAUCCGAUAUCCUCACCUAGCGGAUGCUGCUUGGUCCUCGAGCGGUUAUCUGCGUGCGGUGUACGAUUUCCAAGAAUUCUCCUUCGGUUGGGCCGAAACGGCAAUCGACGUGGGCAGCCAAGAAUGUUACAAUCGCAUCUUUGUUGCGUUCCAUGUGGCACAGAACUUGUUCGACGCCGGGUUCGGUGAGGUUUUGUACAAAAAGUUAAAUCUCUGCAGCCCGGUCGACGCGGACGAUCGUAUCGAGGUGUCGUACUUCUUCAGCGUACUGAUGACGUCCAUCGAGCUGUUCACGCUACGCAAUGGAAAUGUUGAGGAGUUCAAGAUAGCGUGCGAUGAUAUUACGGGUGAAAAUUUCGCCACCUCCCUGGACGCAUUUGCUAGCUGGUUCAACACAAAGUUCGCAGAAGAUCAUGGCUGCAUUAUCGUAGACUUUGAUCAGUUUAUUGAAUCGCUGAGCGAAACAUCCGCGUCGGCUGAGGUUAACUUGGCCGGAGAGCGUCAAUUCCUGUACCAACAGUGUACCGAGUACGGUUGGUUCUUUACGACCGAUUCCGAUUUGCAGCCGUUCGGUGAGCGGGUCCAGAUGGAGCUAUACUAUGAGAUGUGUCGCCGUGUGUUUGGCGAGUGGGUUACACCUGAGAUUAUGUAUCGUUCGACCGAAAGAACGAACGAGCGGUUCGGAGGAAGCACACCGAACGUGAUGCAAGUCCACUUCACGAACGGAGCGUACGAUCCGUGGCGAUAUGCGAGCAUCGUGUCCGAUCUGAACGUGUACGCACUGUCGGACGUUAUACAGGGAGAGUUGGCUGGAGCAGACCUGGGCGCCAUUUCGGAAGAAAAUGACUCGCAACAGCUAAUCGAAGUGAAGCGUCGUCUCAAGGAACUGUUUGAAAGUUAUCUGUUUCCGUUCAAUCCACGAUAG